CACUUAACUCUGUCAAUAUGAAAGUUAAAUAAAGUUUUAUCAGUUCAAUUACUUUUCUAUACUCGCAGUUGGAAAAGUAUAAUUUGUCUUUCUUUCUCAUUUUGUGUCACGUCAUUUAUCGUCGUUAUAGAUAACGACAGACGAAAUAAAAUCAACUGCAUGGCAGAGAUAUUGAGUUUUGCAAGUCAGCACGAUAAACAACUGCUUCGUAUAUUAUGAAACUACAUUAGUUGUAGAGUGCAGUUCUCUUGAUGAGUGUGUCGUGAGUCUGUCUUUAGGAACCAAAAAUAUCAAUUAAAUUUGUCUUAAUUUAAUAAUUGAUUUGAUUAUUCAAUUUGAAGAUACAUGUAAAACCAGCUUUGGAAAUAUAAGAGACGGACUUAUAAAUAUAUAUAUGUCUUUCAAUACAAGAAAAGAUUUUUAAUCGCACAUCACUACAAGUAAAAUAUUGGAUACUACUUGUGCAAUCAGCCUGUGCUGUGUAUUUACGCGAACAAUAGGCUUUUUUCCAGUACACUGUAAUAUGGAAGGGACUCUAAGUGUUAAUGAAAAUAUAUGUGGAGGGGAACAGACUUAAAGCGAGAGGACUUAAUGAGAUCUUACUGUGCUCCAGUAUCGAAAGAAAAGGAUACACCAGUCCAGCAGCAAUAAUUAAAGAACGAUCAAGUGACGAGUGAAUCAGUCGACAAGAUGGCAUUCCAUAUUCUCUGUGUCUUAUUCGUGGUUUUGUUAUUAUUCUAUUAUUAUCUGACUGCCGACUUCGAUUUUUGGAAGUCCCAAGGUGUUAAAGGACCGAAACCGAUUCCGUUUUUUGGCACCAUCGCCAGUCACCUUUUGCGCAAGUUAAGUCUAGGCAGUUACCUUAGGAAGAUUUACGAAGAAUAUCCGAACGAGCCGAUGAUCGGUAUCUUCCAAAGAGGAAAACCCGCGCUUGUUCUCAGGGAUCCUGAGUUAAUCAAGCAGGUGUUGAUCAAAGACUUCUCCGUUUUUCCCGAACGGAAUGUUGCAGUCCACGAGAAGGCCGAACCCAUGUCCGUGCAUCUCUUCAGGAUCGACGGUGCUAGAUGGCGACCAUUAAGAACGCGGCUCUCGCCCGUCUUCACGUCCGGAAAGUUGAAGGACAUGUUUCACUUGUUGCUGGAGUGUGCCGAGCACUUGGAAAAGCAGCUGAACGAGAUCGUGCUCAAAGACGGGAUCGUCGAGUGCCGGGAGUUGACGUCUAAAUACACCAUCGACGUGAUCGGAUCGUGCGUUUUCGGCAUUGAAAUGAACGCGCUGAAGCAGAAGGACAGCGAGUUCCAAAAAUUGGGCGUUAAGAUCUUCCGAUCUUCUAUAAAGACGUAUUUCAGAAACCUAUGUAGAGAAACUAUGCCAAACUUAUACGACUGGGUUGGAAAUGUUUUCGAUGACCACGACGUGACAAAUCUCAUGACAAACAUGGUCAAGAAUACCAUAGAUUACAGAAGAAAGAACAACGUGCAGAGACACGAUUUCAUCGGCGCGCUCACUAAUUUUAAGGAUCAUCCCGAGAUAUUGGGUCUUGACGAGGUACCGGACACAUAUGUUGCGGCUCAACUGUUCGUAUUUUUCGCGGCCGGCCACGAGACGUCCUCCUCGACGAUGAGCAAUGUUAUGUACGAGUUGGCGCAAUAUCCGAAGAUUCAGGAGAAAGCGCGAACUGAAAUUAAGGAGAUCCUUGAUAGCAACAAUGGAGUGAUAACGUAUGAUGGUAUUAAGAAGAUGACUUAUUUGGAGCAAAUAAUGAAAGAAACUCUCCGGAAAUAUCCGCCAGUGAUGUUCCUCACAAGAAAUACCCAGCAGAAUUACACUUUUGAGAAUAAAGUCAACAUAAAGAAGAAUUAUAAAGUGUACAUACCCAUCUUCGGCAUUCAGAAUGAUCCGAACAUCUUCCCGAAUCCGGAUGUUUUUGAUCCCGACAGAUUCACUGAUGAGAACAUGCGAAACAUGAAUCCCAUGCAUUACCUACCAUUUGGGACCGGCCCGAGGAAUUGUAUCGGUAUGAGGUUCGCCGGAUAUCAAUCGAAAAUCGGUCUCAUAAAGGUACUGCUGAAUUACAAGAUCGACGUCUGCGAGAAAACUCAAAUCCCAUACAUCCUUGAACGCAGUCACCCACUAAUGAUGCAAACGGAACACGGCAUAUAUGUUAGAUUAACCAAGCUUACUAAAUCAAUAACAGGGAGUUUCGUCGCUGCUAAAAGAGGAUUAACGGCGUGCGUGAUGAUUCACUACGAUAUCCUGCUUGGUUGCGUCGCAAUCUUUCUAGUGUUGUACUAUUAUAUUACCGCAAAGUACAGCUAUUGGAAAGUUCGUGGCGUGAAAGGCCCGACACCGGUACCGAUUCUCGGCAACUUCGGCAGAAUUCUGCUCGGCAAGACGACUCUGGCUGAAUUCUUGAAAGAAGUAUGCGUCGAACAUAGUGCAGAACCGCUAGUAGGCAUUUACUCGUGUUUUGAUCCUAUUUUAUUAGUCAAAGAUCCUGAGUUCAUAAAGGAUGUCCUCAUUAAAGAUUUCUCAAAUUUUGCCGAAAGAGGAGUAUACGUGAACGAGAAGAUAGACACGUUUGGGGCAAAUUUGUUCAUGCUCGAUGUGAAACGAUGGCGGCCGUUGAGAGCUAAGCUCUCGCCCACCUUCUCAUCGGGCAAGCUGAAAGACAUGUUCUACCUUCUGGUGCAAUGCUCGAAUAACUUCGACCAGUACUUAGAUCGUCUGAUACAGCAGAAAUCAGACAUAGAUUGCGGAAUAAUCACGUCCAAGUUCACCGCCGACGUGAUAGGCACCUGCGCGUUUGGCAUAGAUUUGAACACAUUAAACGACGAGGAGUGCGAUUUCUUGCGACUGAUGAAAGGGAUGACGACGCCGUCUACGAAGAUGAUUCUCAAGGACAUCCUGAGACGCAUGUUGCCGCGAGUCUACGAUCUCGUCGGUCAUUAUCUCAUCAAUAAGGAACUCGAGCAAUUUUUCAUGAAGACAACCGUCGACACUAUCGAGUACAGAUGGAAGUACAACAUAAUCAAACACGAUUUCGUGGAUAUACUUCAGGAUCUCAGGAAACAUCCUGAGAAGUUGCCCGAGUUAGAAUUGACGGACAAUAUCAUCGUGGCGCAAGCUGUGACGUUUUUGGUCGCAGGCUUCUUCGCGUCCUCCGUAACGAUGAGCCAUAUCCUGUACGAGUUGGCAUUGAAUCAGGACAUGCAGGAGCGACUCAGGGAUGAAAUCACCGAGGAGCUCAAGAAGACCAACGGUGUGAUGGAGUACGACAGCAUAAAAACGAUGAAUUAUCUAGACGCGAUCUUCAAAGAGACCCUGAGAAGAUACGCGCCGAUCACGCACAUUAUGAGACAGUCACUCGCGCCCUACACUUUCUCCGGAACGCAAGUACACAUCCCGAAGGGACAGCAGAUCUGGAUACCGGUGCACACGCUUCAUCUCGAUCCUAGCAUCUAUCCCAAUCCGGAGACCUUCGAUCCUGAACGAUUCAGGAACGGCGCGCCGCUGAAUUCGGUCACUUAUCUGCCGUUUGGGGAUGGUCCUAGAAACUGUAUUGGUGCCCGUUUCGCGACAUACCAGACGAAGGUUGGCAUUGUGGGAAUAUUAAAGAACUUUAAAAUAGACACGUGCGAGAAAACCAACUUUCAAUACGGCAAACCGUCUCGCUCCUUCAUCCUCGCUCCAAAGGAAGGCAUGUACCUGAGGUUCUCUAAAAUCAAUCGGGGUUAACUUAUAAACGCAGCAAAAGAUAUACGUACUAUUUUCUCUAUAUCGCAGCGCUCACGUCAUCUCUCGAUUUACUACUCUCAAUUUCUUUAAAUCAAGUUAUUAUCUCACUAUAUAAUAUUCAUAUAUAUUUCAAUAUAUAUAAUUUCGCUAUAUAAUAUUCAUUAAUGUUAUAUGAAUUAAUCAUGCUGAUGCAUUAGAUUAGAAAGCUUGGUUCGAUCUUCAAUAAUUAAAAUACACGUGACACGAAAACAUUAGUAAUAUCUCAUUCUGCCAAGAUAUCGGCGAAGGAUCAUAGACAACGACAACGAAUAUUUGGCCGGUCUUUUUCCAUCGAAUGCAAUGAGCUCAACUGAAAGUUCGACUCGAAUGGAGCUUUUAGUUCGAUCCAAUGUAUUAACGGCGACUAUAGACUAUAUGGAAUAAAUGGGAAUAUUUUAUCGAUAACGGUAUUCGUGCGUUUCGGGCUACUUUUGUAUUUAAUUUAAUCCAAUGGAUGCACGUUUCGGGCAUUGUACCACCGUAGCGGCGUUCUAGAAACUUGUUACGGCAGCAAUAAACUUUUGUCCCGAGUA
Odontomachus brunneus is the source of this 4310-nucleotide messenger RNA. RefSeq names its product cytochrome P450 6k1-like. The transcript has 11 exons. Gene Ontology annotation, molecular function: heme binding; monooxygenase activity; oxidoreductase activity, acting on paired donors, with incorporation or reduction of molecular oxygen. NCBI's taxonomy places the organism in Eukaryota, Metazoa, Arthropoda, Insecta, Hymenoptera, Formicidae. Bases 691 to 3738 code for a protein of 1015 amino acids. The record is from RefSeq and is a predicted model, not a curated record.